Messenger RNA from Fundulus heteroclitus (mummichog), 5880 nucleotides. It is a transcript of the gene tnk2b, whose product is annotated as tyrosine kinase, non-receptor, 2b. Gene Ontology annotation, cellular component: extrinsic component of cytoplasmic side of plasma membrane. The transcript is spliced from 20 exons. NCBI's taxonomy places the organism in Eukaryota, Metazoa, Chordata, Actinopteri, Cyprinodontiformes, Fundulidae. Gene Ontology annotation, molecular function: protein tyrosine kinase activity; ATP binding; protein binding. Gene Ontology annotation, biological process: negative regulation of epidermal growth factor receptor signaling pathway; regulation of keratinocyte differentiation; protein phosphorylation. Bases 548 to 4177 code for a protein of 1209 amino acids. The record is from RefSeq and is a predicted model, not a curated record.
AAGCGACGCCAGCAUGCAGAGCGUUUAAACUCGCGCUGGUGAGCUGAAACUUUUACCAUCAACGCCCUCUGACCGCCGUAAAUCCGAGCCCUCAGCGGGAUGUCAGGACUUGUUCGUCCGUAGCCGGCGGCUUGUUGUGGCGGUAAAGCAGAGCGGAGCGACAGACAGUGACAGCGAGAAUCCGCAGCCGAGAUUGACAGGUAACUCCAAUAACAAGAAAAACUCCUGGAUUUAUGUUCAUCAGUGGACGCAGAAGAAGAUGCCGUGCAGUGACGUUAAGGCGCCUUGAACCCGUAGCUCAGGUCACCUGAGAGGACUAAGGGCUUCAUCAUCUCAAUGUGACCGACCAGCAUUCAGUCAGAGCAGAUGCUGAAAGAAAAGAUUUCUGCGCCUCAAAUAUUCCAGCGUGGAGCUCGCAGCCAGUUGACUGAGCGGCAGAGUGUGAGGGUUGCUCGCUGAUCGGGAGCAGUUGCUAUUAGAGGUCUUUGAGGACUCACAUCCACACCCCCACACUUUGGUGAGGGCACCGGUUGGGUGCUUACCCAAAAUGGGAGAGACGGGAGAAUACCAGAGGCUGCAGGAGACGGCCGAGUCUGACUACCAAAGCCUGCCCAGCGAUGAUGAAGAGAGACUGGGCAGUAGCAUGCAAUGUGAGGAGGGAACAGAAUGGCUGCUGGAGCUGCUGAUGGAGGUGCAGCUGCAGCAGUACUUCAAGAGGAUCCGAGAUGACCUCAACGUCACACGCCUGUCACACUUCGACUACGUAAAGAAUGAAGACUUGGAGAAAAUUGGCAUGGGUCGACCUGGCCAGAGACGUCUGUGGGAGGCUGUGAAAAGGAGGAAGGCCAAGAGGAAAACCUGGAUGAGCAAGGUGUUCAGUGGGAAGCGGCCAGAUGGAGAGUUCCCUCAGCAGGGCCAACUGGCCUCCUCGUUCCGCAAGCUGUCCCUAACGCCCCCCCUAUGUCUGAGCGAUGGAGUCCUGGACACUCAGUCAGACGGCAGCGGUGGUCCGCUCAACGGCCAGCAGCAGGCCCUGACCUGCCUCAUCCCGGAGAAGGACCUGACGCUGUUUGAGAAGCUGGGGGACGGCUCAUUUGGCGUCGUGAAGAGAGGGGAGUGGCUCACGCCUGUAGGGAAAGUGCUGAACGUGGCUGUAAAAUGCCUGAAGACGGAUGUCCUCAGUCAGCCCGACGCUCUGGAGGAUUUCAUCUGCGAGGUCAACGCCAUGCACUCCUUGGACCACCAGAACCUCAUCCGCCUCUACGGGGUGGUGCUCACGCACCCGAUGAAGAUGGUGACUGAGUUGGCUCCCCUGGGUUCUCUGCUGGAUCGACUGCGAUGUGUCCACCCUCAGGGCCCGGUGCUGAUCCACACACUGUGUCAGUACGCCAUUCAGGUAGCGAGCGGCAUGGCCUACCUGGAGCAGAGGAGGUUCAUCCACAGGGACCUGGCAGCGAGGAAUAUCUUGCUUGCCUCGGCUAACACAGUCAAGAUCGGCGACUUUGGCCUGAUGAGGGCGCUGCCGAACAACGAUGAGCACUAUGUCAUGCAGGAGCAUCGCAAGGUCCCCUUUGCAUGGUGUGCUCCAGAGAGCCUGAAGACGAGAACGUUCUCCCACGCCACGGACACAUGGAUGUUCGGAGUCACUCUCUGGGAGAUGUUCACACAGGGCCAGGAGCCAUGGCUGGGCCUGAACGGCAGCCAGAUUCUCCAUAAGAUUGAUAAAGAGGGUGAAAGGCUGCCAAAGCCAGAGGACUGUCCCCAGGACAUCUAUAAUGUGGUGCUGCAGUGUUGGGCUCAGAAACCGGGGGACAGACCCACUUUUGUCGCCCUGCGCUCGUUCCUGCUUGAGACCAUGCCCACUGACAUGUGCGCCCUACAGGACUUCGAUGAGGUCGACAAACUUCACAUCAAAGUCAAUGAUGUCAUCACCAUCAUAGAGGGAAGGGCUGAGCAUUACUGGUGGCGAGGACAAAACAAGCGGACCCUCAAGGUGGGGCAGUUCCCCAGGAACGUGGUGACGUCUGUGGCGGGGCUGUCGGCGCACGACAUCAGCAGGCCGCUGGAGAACAGCUUCAUCCACACAGGUCACGGAGACACAAACCCUCAUCGCUGCUGGGGCUUCCCAGACAAGAUUGAUGACUUAUACCUCGGGAAUCCAAUGGAUCCUCCUGAUGUUCUGGGGUUGGACCACAGUGCUGUUCGGCCCACUCAGCUACCAGGAAGAACAAAAAGGGAGCCUCCCCCCCGCCCCCCUCAGCCAGCAGUGUUAAUCAAGAGUAAGUCUGGUCUCUCUCAGCAGCUUCUCACCCACUGUUCCUGUCUUCUCUGUUCCUUCUUUGCUCCCUUCUUCAAAGAACCCUGCUAUGACCCAGUAACUGAAGAUGAGGAUUCCACCUCUGCGGCACUGAGGAGAUUAUCUAUAAGGAAAACUGGUUCGCUCAAAGGUCUCAAGCUGAAACCUGCUGCGUGGGUCUCUUCAAACAAGCAGAGUGCCAGGACCCUGAGCUCAGGCCUCACUCCAAGCGGUGAUGUGUCCCUCAUCGACUUCGGGGAGGAUUUCCCACCCGCACCCUCCCCUUCCCCGGUGCUUGAAAACCAAAAUCUUCUUUUAGCAAAGCUGGGGCUGCAAGCAGGCAACAUUUUGGACAAGACCCCGCCUCAAAGUCCGUCUAAGUGGCUGCCACGGCCCCUUCACCCCACGCCGGUGGUAGACUGGGACGCCCGGCCACUACCGCCACCCCCCGCCUACGACGACGUAGCCCAAGAUGAAGACGACAUGGAGGUGAGCUCCAUCAACAGCUCGGAGCAGCAGCUUGAAUACGAGGAGACUGCAGUCCACGGUGUAGACGGCGCUCGCUCCUCAGGACAGAACACGGAAAGUGACGCGCUCAGCUUGAAGAGUCCAGAACGACCGGUUAUGGACGACAACCUCUUCCUUCCCAGCAAGCACAGCCAUGCUGCAUCCCCAUCCUUCUCCCAAUCUGCGGAGAUCUUCCAAGAACUCCAGCAGGAGUGCAUGAGGAAACUCAAAGUCCCGACAGGUGGUGUGUGUCAGCUGGCCCAGAUUUCUGCCUUGUUUCCUCAGACUACUCAGAACUCCCAGGAAGGCCAUCAAAGUUUCUCUACAACUGAGGACAAACCUCAGAUCCCUCCACGCGUUCCAAUCCCCCCUCGCCCAAUUAAGAAGGGCGACUACACAUCUGCUCGCUGGUCGAGGGACCUGUCUGUUUCUCCGCUGCCAGCGGACCUCGCGCAGGGUGUUUCGGGCACAGGCCUGGAUCGUCCACCUCAGAUCCCACCCAGGGAGCCUUUGUCACAGCCCAGCUCCCGGACACCCAGCCCCAACUGUGUGGCAGUGGGCUCCCUGCCGCAGAGGAUCUGCUCCGUUAGCCCUUCCUCCUGCCCCUCUGCGCACACGAACAGCUCCUACCUCUCCACCUCUCCAGGUAAACUCAUGCCCACCACACACAGCUUCGCCUCAGACCCCAAAUAUGCCGCCCCCAAAGUGAUCCAAGCCCAGGGUAAGGACAAUGCCAGCAGAGGACCCUGCAUCCUGCCCAUCGUCCGUGACGGGCAGAAAGUCAGCAACACGCACUAUUACCUCCUGCCAGAGAGGCCGCCGUACCUCGACCGCUUCGAGCGCUUCUUCAGAGAGAGCGAGACUGUCCCCAGCACAGGGGCCUGUCCCCGGCAGGCCAACAUGGCCACUGUGAGACCGAUGGUGGUCAACACCCAGACAGUUCAGGGACAGGGGCUCGUCCAGCCGGCUGAGCUGAAGGCUAAUCUCUUCGGCAAUAACGGCAGUGUGAGCGCACCGCUAUCAGGGAUGAAGACAUCAGUUAGUCUCCCCCGCGUGUGUUCAGACGGGUUGACAGGUCCGACGGUCAAUUCUUUCUGCAGCCGGAUGGAAGACGGAGGGAACUCUCCCGACAGAGUCCAAAGGGUGCAGGAGGCCGUUCACGGUGUGACGAUAGCAGAGUGUCAAACCGCCCUCAAGAACAACAACUGGGAUGUCCUGAAAGCUGUGAAUUAUCUGAAGGUGGAGCAGUUGUUCUGUUUGGGUCUGAGGAGCCGGUCCGAGUGCGUCAAACUGCUGGAAAUGUGCGACUGGAACCUAGAGGAGGCCAGCACUCAGAUAUUGGCAGAUUAUGGAUCCACAACAAGAUCAAGAUGAAGACAGGUAUGUGAAGGCAGUGGAGCUUCGGUUGGACUUUAAUGGUGAGCAAAUGAGGGUCCUCGCUCACUUUCAAUAAGAAGAACACAGAGUCAAGAACAGAAGACAGGAGCACAGACUGCUGAACUUGGAUACGAACCCAUCAGUCAGAAUCAUGGACACUGGAAUGGAAAACAAAAGAAAAGUCCUUGAGUCAUUGUUUGACUUUCAUGUGAAGGUUAUGUAAUUGUUGCACUAUCUGGCCGUCUGGCACCGAGGGAGCAAUCCUGCUUCUCUGACACAAAAGAUACCAUUCUGAACUAAAAAGGUUUACCAAAAAAAGAUGGAAUAAUAUUCUCUGAGCGCGGAGUCAGCACAAAGUCCUACAGCGCAUGCAUACAUUUCAUUAAAGGUGAACCUCAUCUGCUGGCAGCGGGAUCACCAACAUCUAGGGAGAUAUUUAGAAGAAAGCACAAUAAAGCCCAGUGUUUAACUGGCUGGUGAGGAAGUAUCGUGGAGGAAAUAAAUCAUUUUCUCUGUUUUUAAGUGGGAAGAAAAUGUGUUUGAGAGUUAUGUGCUGCUAAAAACUUGAGAGGGCAAAAAUGUCUAGGAAAACCCUGCAGUUACAAAGACAAAAAAAAAAAACACUCACUGACUUUAUAGUUUGAAGGAGCAAGUCAGUCGCAAUGCAGUGCUUCGCUCUCUGUGCUAAAACUAUGCCUCUCGGAAAUAAUGGACAAGUGUUUAGAAAACGUUAAACUGUCGUACGAAGAGGCUUAUAUUUACAAGAUGCACAGUAAAUACUUUCUUACUUACGAGGAGGAAUGCAUACUGUUCAGAAGAUUAUAUAAUUAAUUUUUUUUUUAUGAAAAGAUUGUAUAUUACAGUUUUGUGUCUCACUGAAAAAAAGCAACGUGCUGUGUGAAAUAUUGCCGCGCCCCAGGUACAAGCUCUCCUGAUUUCUUCCCUGUAAGCACUUUGCCCUCAGAGAACUCCCAUGCAUCAGCUGAAAACUUCAGCCUGUGCAGGUCUCUGCGCGCACCCAGACCACGUUGGCAGCUAAUAACGGCAGAGAAGGGCAAAAGCUUUGCUCCGUAAUCAUCACUUCCUACCGGCCCUGUGAUGCUUUCAGUCAGCAGCUUCACGGGACAAACGAUUCCACCUGGAAGGACAAGCCGGCUCAGUCUGCAUUAUCAAUACGGAGGAGAAUUUAUUUACACUGAGGAAGUUAGGGUUAAAAACUGAUUGGAAAAGAAAAAGCCUCCCUUUUUAUUAGUUGAAAUGUAAUUUUAAUUGAGGUUCUUUCAGUUUAUCUUAACUCUUAUUGUGCCUUGAGUUAGUAUAAAUUCCAGAUUCACUGGUCCAGGCAGGUGAAGGAAACUGCUAGUCUGAGAGUGACCGAGACCAAAGUGGGCUUCAACCAGCGUAAAACAGCCGAAGUCUCGUGUCGUAGCAGUUUACGUGAAUGCUAUUUUAUGAACCUUAAAACCGCAGUUGUUUGCUUUGGGCACAUAUUUACACUUGAAGCCAAUCAUUAUUUUCCAGGUCAAUGGAGGUAGGUGGCAGUGCGCCGCCAACAAUCUUCCUGUGUGAAACGGGUAGAAAACUAAGUUCUGGUCAGAUUAACUGCAUGAUAGAAACGUGAGGCAAGGGGAAAACUAACAAAAUAGCAUUUACUUGAAUGCUCAUAUAAGUCUUUGCUUGUAAAAAAAAAAAAAAAAAAA